Molecule: messenger RNA, 2574 nt
Organism: Paramacrobiotus metropolitanus
Lineage: Eukaryota; Metazoa; Tardigrada; Eutardigrada; Parachela; Macrobiotidae
Exons: 6
Coding region: 935-2332 (465 amino acids)
Source: RefSeq, a predicted model, not a curated record
UGCAAGACCUCUCCUGUCGGAGAACUUGUACUGUUUCCUCUGCUAGGCAGCGGGCACCUCUUGUUGGGGUCAAGGCUGUCGGGCACAAGAGCCGAGAAGCCACGAGCUGGCAGCACCGAAUGAGGUGCCAAGAUAUCCGUUAACGCGCUCCAUCAAAUUGGUUGUAGAGCGACCUGCUGGUAGGCUUGACAAGCCCAGCAGAAGGCUGAAUAGGUCGGACAGGAAGGCGCCACAACCGUGCGGAAUACGGCUGCGCGGGAUCGGACUGUGGAGAAGAUCAUCUGGAUCAUCUCCGUAAUCUGGAUCAUCUUUUCGCGGGAUCGGAACGGUAGACAGGUGCUCUAGAACGGCGGUGAAAAUGUUGCGUCCUCUGAUUGGCCUUGUUGUUGGAAAAUUAAAUAGCACAAAAAACCUCCCCAGCACAAAUAGCACAAAUCUCCAGAAAAUUACAAUUUAAUGCGAGUUUGGGUUUAUUGUAUCCUCUCCCAAGUUUUCCCUUUUUACGGCUUUCCGAUGGAAGUGGAGUUUGGACCACGUAUGCCGGUAUGCCUAACCGGCAUAACCCAUGCCGGUCGGAACGGUACGAGCGCCAUCAGUACUUCUACUGCGAAACGUUUUCUCUCCGUUUGGGACGUUUGGCUUACCACGGAUCUUUUCGAGACCGAAGAACAUGACGACACUCAGCGGAAUCCUUUUAAGCAGACUUGACUUAACUUGUAAUUUAUCAUCUUGAUUCAGAAUCCGCUCGAUGAUACUUGUUUUUUCGAAGGUAAGCUCGAUUCUGCUGUUCCCGUUUUGUGGGUUUUAUAAUUUUUGUGAAUUAUGACUGAUCGGGAGCCCCUACGAGGCAACAAUGCGGAGUCGCGGACCACAUGAACUACCUUGCCGACAAAACCUAAUGAAACUGCAGUGAUGGUGUGAAUGGACGAUCGAAAUGGACCUCAGCGCGAAAAGCCUUGGUAAAAGAAAAGCCGAGUCUGGAAUUUCUUACUCGAAGCGGAACAGUUUGGUUAAAGCUUUAAGCGCCAGCAACAGUCAAUUAGAUGGCGGUGAUGAAAAGAAUUCUCUGAAAAUGGGCAAAAGAAACGGUACGAAGAAAGGACACCCCAAAACACUCACUGCUGCCAAUGAUGAAUUCGAAGCUAAGGCGAUGCAGGAGCAAAUGCUACAGAAAUUCGUGGCGGAAACUUUCAAUCAUUUCAUCGUUAUCCCUCCUAUAAUGAACGCGAUUGUAAAGAAUCUUCCGAUGAAAUCACUACUUGCUCUCGCUCAGGUAAAUAAAGAUCUUCAAACAGUCUGCAAUCUGGAGAAAAUGCGGUCAUAUCGUCAGAACUUUCGCUGGAUACACCUUCCCGAUAUCUCGAAUUUGUUGGUAACGCUGAACGCCCAAAAGGCCGUCCUGGGAGAAAGCGAUAUCUUCGGUGAGCGCUUACAUGAAUUAUACUGCGAACCCGAUAUGGUCAUAUGUUUUUCCACGCCGAAAGUGAUGUUUACGGAUAAGUGGCGCUUCUCCAUUCCAAAAAGCCAGUAUGACGGAACCACAAAGGAUAUGUUUACCAUUUUAACCAAUCUGCUGCCGAAAGAUGCGUGGAAAGUUGUGCAUAUUCGCAGCCACUGUGUGCUAUGUCCCAUUCCUUCGCCGGCUGACCAGGGGGACCACAGCGCAUCGUCGCGCGAUCUCAGCAUGUUGAUCUUCCCGAAAAUGAACAAUAUCAAUAUCUGGCGCAAGCAGUAUUCGGAAUCAGACAUACGACGACGAUGUAAGUCUUAUGGAUGGACUGAACAAUCCCGCAAAGACAGUCGCUGUUUGUCACUCAUGGUUCGGGAACUGAGCGCCCUGGCGCCGAAGCUGGUGAUCAUUCUCACCGGUCGGGAUCCAGUCUUUGAGAAUGUCCAGUCUCCGGAAUUCCCCGUGAUUGUGAUGAAUAUGUGCGGAUGCGAUGUGCCACCCGAUUAUGGACUGGAAUACGUUGCCUUUGGAGGACAAGAUGUUACCGCCUACCAGAUCGUCUUGGAUGAUAUGGCGAAGGAGUCGGACCGCCUACAAAAGAUGCGGCAACUUCGAAACCAGUUCACUGCUCAAGAGGUCACGGGAGGUCGGAUGCUGUUGAUUUACUCCCAUAGUGAUCUGCACGUCUCCUCCGCUAUCCACAAGGAUUUCGCCAAUAACGUCAAACAGUUGCGAGAAGUCUUUCCGGGAGUGCCAAUUUUUGGGGGAGGUCAUCCUACGGUUAUUGGAAGCGUUUUUACAAAGGCGAAGACGGACAGCGACUUCGGAUGUUUUUAUAGUGACGGUAUGGCUUUUGCAUGUGCUAUCGUCGUUGGAAAGUGAAAAUUUUUAUGUCAUUAUUACUGUAUUUGGAACAGUUCAUGGUACAGGUGUUGAAGUGCAUCCGGUUUCUCCUGAACGUUUUAGCCGUUAAAUAUAACUGCACCCGUUUUUAUUUAUGUUUGCCACACUAUGGAACUAUGUGGAAUAAUUUGACAAUUGUUUUGUCGUAUUUUGUAAUAUCGGUACAGAUCCUUCAUAUAUAUAUCUCGUUUGCACGCAUUCUUCAAUAAAUUUAUUUUGUU